CUACGCAAUGGAAUAUACAAUUUUGGUUAUUCUGGCUCUGACUCUGGUCCUUAUUAAUGGCCAGAAAUGUUUGGCUGCUCCCUCGGCUGAUGAUCUGACCAAAUUUGGGGAAAUGGAGCGAACAAUCAAGGAGCUGACCAGUUCGAUCCUGGCCAUGAGUGGAGCCACUACUGGUCUAAGUUCGGGCGAUAGAAAUGGCAACAAUGCCUGGCCUGAAGAUUUUCAGGCUUAA
This is a messenger RNA of Drosophila ficusphila, 232 nucleotides long. RefSeq lists its product as uncharacterized. The record is from RefSeq and is a predicted model, not a curated record. NCBI's taxonomy places the organism in Eukaryota, Metazoa, Arthropoda, Insecta, Diptera, Drosophilidae. The transcript has 2 exons. Bases 8 to 232 code for a protein of 74 amino acids.